AAAAAUACAUCAUUUAAAAUGCCAAAUAUUUCAAAAUCCAACAAUUUUAAUUUAAAUCAACAUUUAAUAAUAACUUCUUUAUUAUUAAUUAACCUAACAAUAUUUAUAUCAGCAAAUUAUGACGAUAUUGAAAAUAAUUUAGCAGAAAUUAAGCAAUUAUGCCAACAAUUCCCUAAUUUGGCUGAAUGCCGAAUUUUAUCGCCGCCAGUGCAGAUGGAAAAACGUAAAUCAGCAUACAUGCGGCUUGGAAAACGGAAAAGUGCUUAUAUGAGGUAUUUGAUAUUUUUAUAG
This is a messenger RNA of Meloidogyne enterolobii, 291 nucleotides long. The record is from the annotation of a GenBank genome assembly. NCBI's taxonomy places the organism in Eukaryota, Metazoa, Nematoda, Chromadorea, Rhabditida, Meloidogynidae.